CCUGUAACGGUCCCGCUGGUGGUACUCCCCCCCCUCCACCCCCCCCGCCCGCCGCCGCCGCCCCCUCCCCCACCGGCUGGCGGCUGCGGGCAGAGGCAGGAGCCGCCGAGCAGGCAGCGGGAGGAGGGGGAGCGCGCUGCCGCCGCCGCACCGGCAGAGGGGACGCCGCCGCCGCCCGAGCAGCCGCAGGUUUGCCCGCGGAGCCUCACGGGUCUCUCUCUUUCUCUCUGUUGGUUGCUGCUGCAGAGUUGUGGAAUGCUGUGAAGACUCACUGCCCUGCAGCCAAAGGCAGACUGCUCUCCGGGUUGUCUCCAUCCAAAGGAAGCUCGUAUCCAAGAGAGUUCCCGGUCUUCCACCAUGAACCCUGUUUACAGCCCCGUCCAACCUGGGGCUCCCUACGGAAACCCGAAGAACAUGGCGUAUACAGGUUAUCCGACAGGCUAUCCCACCGCUGCCCCAGCCUACAACCCCAACAUGUAUCCAACCAGCAGCCCCGGCUACGCCCCAGCUACACUUCUGAUGAAGCAAGCCUGGCCACAGACCUCCUCCUCCUGUGCCACGGAGGGCACCUUUCACCUCCCGGUGGACACCGGGACCGAGAACAGAACUUAUCAGGCUUCUUCUGCAGCAUUCAGGUACACUGCGGGGACUCCCUACAAGGUCCCACCGACCCAGAGUAACAACGCACCUCCUCCCUACUCGCCGUCUCCGAAUCCGUACCAAACCGCUAUGUACCCCAUCAGAAGUGCCUAUCCACAGCAGAACCUGUACACCCAGGGAGCUUAUUACACCCAGCCAGUGUACGCGGCACAGCCUCAUGUUAUCCAUCACACCACCGUGGUUCAGCCCAACAGCAUCCCAUCGGCCAUCUAUCCGGCCCCGGUCGCUGCGCCCAGGACCAACGGUGUGGCCAUGGGAAUGGUCGCUGGGACUACCAUGGCAAUGUCAGCAGGAACCUUGUUGACCACCCCACAACACACCGCCAUCGGAGCACAUCCAGUUUCCGUGCCAACGUACAGGGCUCAAGGAACCCCAACCUACAGCUACGUACCUCCACACUGGUAAACCCACUGCCCGAUUCAUAUCCGGAGUCAAACAUUGUAUGCAACUACACAAGUCUUACAUCGGUGCUGUGGCCACUGUACUGCAGCACCUCGUCUGUUUGCAAGAACAAAAGAGAAAAAAAAAAAAAAAAAGUGCAAGGGUCACUUUAUGCAUUCUUUAGUGGUUUUUGUAAAAGCUGCUUUUUCUAAUCUUCUGCCUCUUUUUUUUUCCCCCCCUCUCCCCCUUCCUCCUCCCCAACCCACAUAAAUUGUGUAACACACAUACUGACACUGAGCAAUAGUCAAGUUCUCUCUUUGGUCCUAUCAUUUGAAAGCUCAGAAUAUUCACUUUUCCAGCAUUGCCCAGCUGAGUGGUGCAAAGAUCCCCCACUUCUUGUUCGUUUGGGUUCUUUUUGUUAUUUUUUCUGUUGUCGUUGUUGUUGACGAGAGCCUAGAUUUACUUUGGCUAGUAAGAGUGGUUGAUGUUCAGGGUACUAUGUGAAAAGCACAGCGCUGGUAGGCAGGCUUAUUCCGAUUUGGUUUGGGUAUUUUUAGUUGAAUAAUAUAAAUUAUUUAAUCUUCCAUAACCUAUGACAAGAAAAAUUGGUGUCUUCCAGAUAGCUGUCGUGAUAGAUUAUAAACGCAUUAUCUGCAGUGAAAUUCUGAACUCAUCCCUUCUUUUGUAGGAGUAAGAGAACAUAAAUAUAAUUAGCAACGUAACACACUUGUCUUAGGAAGUAGGAGGACUGGUCACCACCGGGUCUUUGGUCUGCUUUUUCCAACUGGGCAAACGGAUCUUGCGUGACGGGAAGAGAGCGGCGGAGACGCGUGCCCUGGUGGCGUCUUGCACCUCUUGGGAAAAUGAGAUGCUCCCCAUCAGCCACGUCCUGGGGCUGUGCGAGGGAGAAGGCAGCUCCUUCCUUGCAUGGCUACCGUUUGCAGGCAGAGAUGUGUUGGGUGGCUGUUGAAGGAAGCAAGGAGAUGUCCAAGGCUUGGUCUGAAGAGCUUUGCCAGGUCCAAGGAAUGAUCUGAAGAGCUUCUCCAGGUCCAAGGGUUGGUCUGAAGAGCUUCUCCAGAGUCUGGUGGUGUAGGGAAAGAGGGCAGUUGGUUGAUGAAGAGUCUCCGAGGCAGGGCAAGGGGGAAGACUGGUGGCUUCACCUUGCACCUGCACCACUGGCGGGGUUCAGACCAAACCACGAUGUCUCUGUAGUGAUCGAGGUGGCCCCUGUUCUUUGGGUUACAGCUGGGCUUGGAGACUUUGAGGAGAAAUGUUCAUCCAGGCACAAAUCCUGGAACCAUAGGGAAAGGCCAGAGAAGGGGAUGAUGUCCAGCUGCUCUGCUUGGUGAGCAGGGAGAAACAGGGGGAAGAGGAAGCAAUAGCAAUAAACACGUCGUCUUCCUCGUGGAAGGCACCUGAGAAAAGGUGAGAGCAAGGAAGGUGAUCCACAAUUGACGUGGACCGGGCUGGGAGACAACGGGCACGCAGAGGCUGUGGGCAUCGGGGUAGUUUCUGGGGGGUUUGGCUUACCCAAGGGCAUGAGGACAUGAAGCCAACUGUGGCUGGUGAUAUCCCACCCCGGGGCGUCGAAGUAGAGCAAUAAGUUGUCUCGAGGGCAGCAGCGAGAGCGUUCAUAUAUGCAGACAGCGCUUGUGGCCAGUUUGAGUUCUUUUUAAAUCCUUAUCCCUAAACCCAGCAUAGAAACAAGGCUUUUCUUCUUUUUUUUUUUUCCUUUUCCUAAGACGAAAACAUCGUUGGGUUUUGAUUUUUCCCUCAAGCGUGCCAAAAGAGUUACAUUCACCCGGCAGCUUGUUAGCAACUCUCACAUCUCUUGGGCUCGAGGUUGUCACAACGAACCAAAUCCAGAGCCUCUAAAGAGGUCGGGUUAGGAGAUGUGGAUGGGAAUCCCUCCCGGCGCUGCCUGGGAUGGGUUUCCAACCCACGGGUGGUGUUGAAUCAGUGCCCAGAUGUCUCAGUUCGCUGUUCUGCUUUGGUCAUGCCUGGAUCACGUCUCCAGAUGGAGGUGAGGGCAGUGGAGACCAACGCUGGAGGGUCACCUUGACUGGGAUGUGGUGGUGCAGAGGUCAGACUAGAGGGUCUUUCAGAAGAGCAAGGUGACCAGUUGUUGGCACCUUGGUGAGACCUCCUUGCUCUUGGUGGUAUCUCCCAGCUUGGCUUCUGCUGCCGUUGGGAGGAGCUACUGGAGCUCCUUCCCAUGGACAUAGUCCAAAUGGGGAGAAACAAGCUUAGGGACCCAAAAGGACUUUUCCUACCACUGAUCGGUCCCAGGUGGUUUGUCAGGUUGUGCGCUGGUGCCAGCACUUCUGAUGGAGGUCGUUUGGUUGGUUCUGUUGGUUUUAAAGGAAAUCUAGCAAAGCUCUGGUUGACCUUCCCAACCUCAAGGGGAACAAAGUGGGUGAAGACUGAACACCAGCGUUGUGGAGUGGGGAAGGUGGAGUUCUCCCGCGUAGUACUUUAGGUUGCACUUUGGAUUUGCGUAAAAGGAAAAGAGAAGAAAAAAAAAAAAAAGAGUAAAUAAUCAGAGGGGUGCCCAUUCAGCUUGGCAAAGUCAAGGGUUAGCACCUAAAGAGCAACAGGACAUUUGGAAAUAACAAUACUACGUCAUCCUGCCGCUGUUUGUAGCACGCUAGUUAAACCUGGGCCAAAAAACCCCCCCUCAGUAGAUCACAGGAAUUGAAGACCUCGCAAAUACCCUUUCUUGCUCUGCUGACUUCACGUUAUGUAUUAGGAGCUGCCUGUCAGCAUUGAAACAUAGAGGAUAGAGUAAGCUCUAGCCAGCGUAAGAGCGCUACAACUUGCAGGGUCCAACGAGCUUCGUUAUCACAGCCUGGGCUCUGCAGAGGAGGACCUUUCUCAGCAGGCCUCCACCAGCAGACACUGUCCUACCACUGGCCUAGGAACCCUUCACCCUUAACUGCUUUAGGAAAGACUGCUAAAAUUUUGGCCCAUGGCUAGGAAGGAGAUGCUAGGCUUUCUCCUGAAAGGAAAGAAAACACUAAAGGUAGGGUAGAAAGCUCCAGGAGCUGAGCAUGGAGGCUUUGAUCAGUAGCAGAUAUGAUGCUCCUCAUCCUGGUGUGCCCAGGCAGAAAUACUCAUUAACUCAACCCAGGUGUAAAGAGGUGAAAUAUUUGCCGUCUGUUGGGCAAGAGGCUUCGGUGAGCAAAUUUGGCAACCGGUGUUGGGUUUAGGCUUGGACCACUGCAUGGCUCCAGGGCCACCACAUAGGUCUGGGGCCACCACAUGGCUCCAGGCUUGGGUAGCUCCUUCCCGAGGUGGAUUCAUGGGGCCGCAGUGGUGGGGAGAUGCUCCCUGCCACCGCAGGGGGAUGUGGGCCUUGAUGCCCCCCAGGCUGAUGCCAGCAGUGACCUGCAGCUCUGUCCCCUUCCCCGUGGAGGGACGUGGUUUUUCGGAUAGACGAAAGGAUGAGAGAAAAGCCUAUGAUCCCAAGUCCUUUCCUUGGCCAAGUCAUGGCUUAAGUGAAGGUCCUGGGGAGGUUGCAGCCUGGUGGGGGACUCCCUUGUGGAGGGGACACUGACGGAGGCCACCAGCUUCCCAAAUAUUUCACCCCAGCAAAGCUUUGCUGGUGUUGGUUGAGGAAAAGGGUUUCCCACGGUGAAGGGUCACACCAGGCGUUCGCAGGGAAGAGCAGGAGGGGUUAAACCAUCCUUAGCAGGGCCGGCAAAACGUCUCAGAGAUUAAAAUUCCAGCUAAAGAGGAAAGAAAAUAACUCCAAACCGCUGGUAACGACCAUUAACCCAUCCCUGCUGGUGUCUUUGCUUGAAAACGUGAGCUGUAGCGUGAGAUUUUGGGGGGGGGAGAGAAGGCUGUAUGAAUAGCGGUGGUGGCCCCCAACCCGAGCGAGCCCCUUGGAGCCCGUACCCGUCAUGCCUCCAAGCAGCUGAACCCUCCGGGCGAGGAUUUGCUCCUGUAUUUUAUGACGAAUACCAACCCACGUUGAGCUUUUUGCAGUUUCCAGCUGUAAUUACCACGCAGUGUUAUUUAAGGGUUUGUUUUAACGAUGGAUGUUUCGGGGUAUCGGGUUUUCCCCCAGCUGCCGGCAUCUCCGGUCCUUCCCAGAGAGCUCCCCGCCCGCCCCCCCCCCCCCAACCUCCGUGCCAUCUCCUCCCUCCCCUCCUGCAUCCCGGCGGCGGAUGCAUCCCGGAUUUGGGACGAUGCGGUCCCUGGCCGGAGGGCGCGGAAUGGGGUCUGGUUUUCCUAGAGGGAAGAAAACCCACAUUUGGGGACUUCUUUUCAACAGGAAAACCCAACCAUCUGACACUAGCAAUAAAAGCCGUUGGAUACCCAUAAAUUCAGGUUUCGGGGUGGGUUUUGUUGUUGGUUUGGGUUUUUUUUUUUUUAAUUGUCAAUGUUUUCAGGCCCUCCAAGCAUCUAUCAUCCCCGAAACACAACGACCCUCUGCCCACCUUCCCUUUGCUUUGCCGCAAGCGCCGGCUCGUCGGCAGGAUCAGGCUCCGAAUAUUUUCUGUGCCGUGUGUUAGCAUUCCCAGAGGGAAAAAAAAAAAGGAAACUAAAGUCCGUUAAGGAGCUUGGGAGGGAGGAGAGCUCGAAAAAGGCAUUUUUUUGGUGUGCCGCGUGGUGGCACUUACAGAUUCACCGGUAAUCAGGUAAAAUAACCUGUUACGGGGCCGUUCGCAAAGCAGGAAGAGCAAAUAUAUGGGGUUUAACGGCAGCAGUUUCUGGUUGGAAACGCUCAGUUGUGCCGUUUGUAGGAAAAGAACCCUGACGCGAGGCGGCCACCCGCAGCGCCGUCGCGUCUUCCUGCAAGGGAUGGAGCGGAGGGGAGCUGGGGUUUUCCCGGGGUGAAGGGGGUUCAGGAUCAGGGUGCUGGAUGGGGAGCGAUUCGCAGGGUCGGCAGCCGCCGGGAAGCGCAGCAAGGAAGGGAAAAAUGAGAUAGUGGGGUGCAGGAUUGGACCCAAACCCUCCCGUCCCCGUAGCAUGGAGCAAACCCGCGCCGGGCUCCUACCCCUCUUUCUAUGUAAUUAAUUUUUUUAAUUGAUUUUUGACCGCCGGACCAGCUCGUUUUUAAAUAUUAUUGGACCUCUUAAGCAAAAAUAAAUAUUAAAAAGCCAAAAAAAAAAAAAAAGAAAAGAAAAAAAAAAAAGAUUAAAAACCAAGAGUAACCAUGUCUUCCAAGUCUACGUCUCAAAGGUGUGUAGGGAACAUGGCCUUGAACUGACGCCCCGGAAAGCCCCGCAGCCUCGGUUUGUCCAUCUUAAGUGUAAAUUUGGGUUUUGGUUUUUUUUUUUCCCCCAUUUGUUUUCUGUUCUGGUUUUGGUUCUGAAGAUCAGGUCGUGAUCUCCCUGACAGAUUUCAGCCAAGAGUUUGUAACUGUACGAUAUUUACUGUAAGAUGUAGAACAUUCGAUAACUAUUAAAAUGUUUCCAAAAAAAAAAUAAAUAAAAGAG
Molecule: messenger RNA, 6488 nt
Organism: Grus americana (Whooping crane)
Lineage: Eukaryota; Metazoa; Chordata; Aves; Gruiformes; Gruidae
Gene: FAM168A
Product: family with sequence similarity 168 member A
Exons: 9
Coding region: 358-1065 (235 amino acids)
Biological process (GO): positive regulation of base-excision repair
Source: RefSeq, a predicted model, not a curated record